Molecule: messenger RNA, 930 nt
Organism: Manihot esculenta (cassava)
Lineage: Eukaryota; Viridiplantae; Streptophyta; Magnoliopsida; Malpighiales; Euphorbiaceae
Product: NDR1/HIN1-like protein 1
Exons: 1
Coding region: 108-737 (209 amino acids)
Biological process (GO): defense response to other organism
Source: RefSeq, a predicted model, not a curated record
GCUCUCACUCCUACAACACCCAACUCCUCUCCCUAUAUACCAAAGACUUUCUCUAGCUCUGGUACCGCUCUUUACAUUCUAGCUGUCACCUUCUUCUUAUUGCUACCAUGUCGGCCAAAGACUGCGGUGGUCACGGCCGCAAGCGCCAGGAACUCUGCCGCCGGAUUUUCGCCGGCAUCCUCAUCUUCCUCUUCCUUGUCCUCCUCACGAUACUCUUAAUCUGGGCCAUCCUCCGCCCCAGCAAGCCCAGUUUCGUCCUCCAAGACGUCACCGUUUAUGCCUUCAACGUCUCCGCCCUAAACUACCUCACCUCCAACUUCCAAAUCACCUUCUCCUCUCGCAACCCAAAUGACAAAAUUGGCAUCUACUACGACAAGCUUGACGUCUACGCCAUCUACCGGAACCAACAGAUAACUCUCCGUUCAGCAAUCCCAUCCACCUACCAAGGCCACAAUGAAAUCAACGUAUGGUCUCCAAACAUCUACGGCACGGACAUCCCCGUCGCGCCGUACAACGGUUGGGCGCUAAGUGAAGACCAGUCCACCGGAGCAGUGUUGCUGAUGAUCAAGAUGGAUGGACGAGUGAGAUUCAAAGUUGGGACCUUCAUCUCUGGGAGGUAUCAUCUGUACGUGAGAUGUCCUGCUUAUAUACAGUUCGGGAGUAGCACUACCAGUAUUACUGCCGGUGAAAACUCCGUUAAGUACUCGGUGGUGGUGGGCUGCAGCGUAAGUCUUUGAAGAUGAUGAAGAAAGAAGAUAAUUAAACUUGUGAGGCCAUUAAGUAUUUUUCUUCCCUUUUUUUUUUCCUCUAGAUUUUAUUUUAAAUAUGAAAUUGAUGGGUCUGUUAGAAAAUUAUAAUAUUAUUAAAGGCUUUUGAUUUGAAGUGUACAAUUUCUUGAAAGUAAAUAAAUGGAAGAAGAAAUUAGUAAUU